Molecule: messenger RNA, 961 nt
Organism: Zingiber officinale
Lineage: Eukaryota; Viridiplantae; Streptophyta; Magnoliopsida; Zingiberales; Zingiberaceae
Product: ras-related protein Rab11B-like
Exons: 2
Coding region: 104-751 (215 amino acids)
Cellular component (GO): endosome
Molecular function (GO): GTPase activity; GTP binding
Source: RefSeq, a predicted model, not a curated record
AUUGGCAUUUUCCAUUUCCAAUGAGAACGCUUCCUUCUCAUUCUUUCUUUAGCGCGAGAUCGAUUGCCGGAGAGAAGGAAGAAUCGGAGGCAGCGGUUGAGGAAUGGCGUAUAGGGCGGACGACGACUACGACUACCUCUUCAAGGUGGUCCUCAUCGGCGACUCGGGCGUCGGCAAAUCCAACCUCCUCUCCCGGUUCUCUCGCAACGAGUUUAGCCUCGAGUCCAAGUCCACCAUCGGCGUCGAGUUCGCCACCCGGACCAUCCGCGUCGACGACAAGGUCAUCAAGGCCCAGAUCUGGGACACCGCCGGCCAAGAAAGGUACCGAGCAAUCACUAGUGCAUAUUACCGUGGAGCCGUCGGUGCCCUUGUCAUCUACGAUAUUAGUCGGAAUAUGACCUUCGAUAAUGUGGAGAGAUGGUUGAAGGAGCUAAGGGACCACACUGACUCCACCAUCGUCAUCAUGCUUGUGGGUAACAAAGCUGACUUGCGCCACCUUAGGGCUGUCCUGACCGAGACCGCAAAGUCGUUUGCUGAGAGGGAGAAUACCUUCUUCAUGGAGACAUCAGCUCUCGAGUCAAUGAAUGUAGAUACUGCCUUCACAGAAGUGCUCACUGAGAUCCACCGCGUGACUAGCAAGAAGGCACUCGAUGCAAGUGACAACGCUGUAACGUUGCCCAAAGGACAAACGAUCAACAUCAAUUCUGAUGAUGUAUCGGCUAUUAAGAAAGCUGGUUGUUGUUCGUCGUAGCUUGGUGAGUUGCUCCUCCGUUGGGCAACCGAUGCGCGAAAAGUUAGCUUAAAGGGUUAUACGAUCAUAGAAACGCUAUUGGCAUAGCUUAGAAUUUGGAUGCAGAUAGAUAUCUAUAUCUUGCACCCAAUUUUUUCUAGCCUUUUGUUUUUGCUGUGUAAAUCGAAUCUUUUAUUGCUGAAUUGAUGCAUCGAGAUUACCUAUUUUGUA